Messenger RNA from Callorhinchus milii (elephant shark), 912 nucleotides. Its product is annotated as ferritin, lower subunit-like. The record is from RefSeq and is a predicted model, not a curated record. The transcript has 5 exons. Lineage: Eukaryota; Metazoa; Chordata; Chondrichthyes; Chimaeriformes; Callorhinchidae. Gene Ontology annotation, cellular component: cytoplasm. Bases 123 to 656 code for a protein of 177 amino acids. Gene Ontology annotation, biological process: intracellular iron ion homeostasis; iron ion transport. Gene Ontology annotation, molecular function: ferric iron binding; ferrous iron binding.
CUGGCUUUCGGAGUGAAUGUCGGACUCAGCACUACGGAGAAUAUGGGAUAGGAUAAGAUCCAGGCACUCCCCAGAGGGUAGAAGACAGUUAGAGAGAGUUCUGUCGAUCUCUCCUGCCGACAAUGGAGUCUCGGAUCAGACAGAACUACUGCCCGGACUGUGAGAGAGCAAUCAAUCGGCUCAUAAACCAGGAGUAUUACACGUCCUACGUGUACCUGGCUAUGUCAUUCUUCUUUGAACGUGAUGAUGUAGCACUGAAACAUUUUGCGAGGUUUUUCCACGGGAUGUCGGAAGCUGAACGGAGAGCCGCCGAGGAGCUUAUCGACUAUCAGAAGAGGCGCGGGGGGAGAAUGUACCUGCAGAGCGUUGAGAAGCCAGCCCAGAGUGAGUGGCAGAAUGGACUGGAGGCGUUGCAGUGUGCUCUGCAAUUACAGAAAUCCCUCAACCAGUCUCUCCAAGAACUACACCACCUCGCUGCCGACAGGAAUGAUCCUCAACUGUGUGACUUCCUGGCCUCGCGGUUCCUGAGCCACUGUGUGCAGACGGUGCAGAUGCUGGGAGACUACAGCAGCAGCCUGGCAUCGCUGGGCGCUGGGCAGAGCUUGGGCGUGGCCGAAUACCUCUUUGACCAGCACACGCUGGUCUCUAGGUCAUGAACGCCCGACUUGCCGGAGAUUCUUCCUGGCACUCCCCGCCACCGAGCUCUCCCCGCAGCUCGGGGUGAGACUCCGCCACUGUCAGGCGCCCCGCGUGAAGAGCGCUGCGUAAAAGCAAGUAGUUGUCGGAGCCGAACAACAGCUUGCACUCACCUAGCGCCUUUUCCACAGGGCAGAGCCGCAGAACCCUCUGGGACGUUGUGGGAAGCCCUCUGUGCCUGGAUUCUCCGUCAAUAAAUAGCUUCAUGGCAAAGCA